CGGCGCCAUGACGACGGCGACGACGGCGACGACGACGACGACGACGACGACGAAGCACGCUUCCUGAUCCACGACCCCCCGACAACCUUCCCCAUCCCCCCUCCCAAAACAAGGUCGAGAUAGAGUCGGCAGCAGCAAGUGUGUAUCGCUCGCACGCAGAGCCCAAUCGACAAAAGGGUAUCCGCGGAUCGCGCUCUAAUCUUUGGGUUCCAAGUGUGUAACGCAGCGCAACGAAAGCUGUUGCAGAGCGCGCUCGGGCAACAGUAGUACAUAGGACGACGACGACGACCCCCCUUGGCCCGCUCUUGUAUCUCUCAUUCCCAGCUUGGUCCAUCCAACAGCUCCGACGGUGCAAAGAAGGCAGGAGCAAACAUGGAUCCAGGACCUGCCUACGUCGAUCGCGGGAUCAAGCAGCGUGUCAGCUACUUUUACGAUCCCGAUGUCGGCAACUACUCGUACGGCUACGGCCACUGCAUGAAGCCGCACCGGAUGCGCAUGGCGCACAACCUCAUCUCCAAUUAUGGCCUGCAGCGGCACAUGCAGGUCCUUCGCGCUCCUCGUGCAACGCCAGAGCAAAUGACCAAGUUCCACACGGACGAGUACAUCCACUUUCUCCAACAGGUCACACCCGAGACCGUCGACGCGCUCACCGGCGGGAACCAGCGCUUCCUGACCGGAGAAGACUGCCCCGGGUUCGAAGGCCUGUUUGAAUUCUGCAGCAUCAGUGCCGGUGGGUCCAUCGCUGCAGCGCAGACGCUCAACUCGGGCGCGGCGGAUAUUGCGAUCAAUUGGGCCGGAGGCUUGCACCAUGCCAAGAAGCGCGAGGCGUCCGGCUUCUGCUACGUCAACGACAUCGUUCUCGCUAUCCUCGAGCUGCUGCGCUCGCACCUGCGCGUCCUGUACAUCGACAUCGAUAUCCACCACGGAGACGGCGUCGAGGAGGCGUUCUACUCGACAGACCGCGUGCUCACCGCGAGCUUCCACAAGUAUGGCGACUUCUUCCCGGGUACCGGCGACGUCCGCGACGCCGGCAUACGUAAGGGCAAGGGGUACUCGGUCAACGUGCCUCUGAGAGACGGCAUCACGGACGAGAGCUUCGGGCUCAUCUUCCGUGAGGUCAUUGGGUAUAUCAUGCAGUGGUACCAACCGGGUGCGGUGGUGUUGCAGUGCGGCGCGGACAGUCUUGCAGGCGACAAGCUCGGCUGCUUCAAUCUCAGCAUCGAUGGUCACGCCGACUGUGUUCGCUUCAUGCGCACGUUUGGAGUACCCCUCGUCGUCGUCGGCGGCGGUGGAUACACGGUGCGCAACGUCGCGCGCACGUGGACGUACGAAACAGGCAUCCUGCUCGGGCAGGAGCUCGACGAGAACUUACCAUUCAACGACUACAUGCACUACUUUGGGCCCGAAUAUAAGCUCGACGUCCCGCGGACAAGCAUGGAGGACCUGAACAGUAGGGAGUAUCUCGAGGGUCUGAGGACGAAGAUCAUUGAGAACCUGCGCAGCCUUCCAUUCGCGCCUAGCGCGCAGAUGGUCGACGUGCCACGCGUGCCGCUGACACUUAACUCGUCCGCUGCUGCGGAGCUGUCUGGCAACGAGGACUCAGACCUGGAUCGGCGGAUAUCGCGGCGUCUGCGCGAUGCGCACAUCCAGCGGUAUGGCGACGAGCUGUCGGGUGACGAGGAUGAGGACGAGGAUCCCGCGCGCGAGGAGGGUGAGGAAGCAGCAGAAGAAGAGCACGAAGAGGAGGCGGACUCGGACGAGGCAAUGGCAGAUGCACGGCCGCGCGUGCGGGCAACAGGCUCGGGCAUGUCGCGCAUCGGCAGUCAGCAAACCCCCAUGGCCCUUGCGAACGGGCACGGCGGCCGCGCAGGCGCAGGCUUCAAACUCAAGCACAACGGCAGCGCAGCGGCAUUCGGACACGAUCUCGCCUCCUCUUACCUGGUCAACCGCUUCUCAUAUGGUACCUGCUCGGACAACGAGGACGACCCCGCUGAGCAACAGCGUCGCCUGCUCGACGCGCUCGGCGGGCACCGUUCGCGCGGUGCGCGCACCAAGCGCGUCAAGCGCACCUUCUUCGCCGCGCGCGCCACCGCUGGCAUGCCUCUGGGAGGAGCAGCAGCAACUGGAGGUGGACGCGGCGCACGGGCGGCAGCGGCAGCGGCAGCGGCAGUGGAGGAUGGUGUGGCAGCUGUGAAGGGCUUCACGACGGCGGCUGUGCAGGCCAAUGCGUACUACGCCGCCGUCGCUGGGUCCGCGCUGAAUCCUCGCGCGGUGAGCUUCCAUGCGACCACGCCGGACGCGCGGCUGGUCGAAGGCUGGAUGCGCCGCGCGGGCGCCGGCAAGGAGAACCAGGUGGCCGCCCUUGCUCACGGUCACGGUCAGAGUCACGCAUCCAGCAGCAACGGCAAAAGCAAUGGUGCUGGCAAAAGCCCAGCGCGGCGGGGCGGACGCAGGACCCAUCGGGCAUCACCAGCAAUAUGGAACGGUGAGCUGUUCGAAAGCGAAGAGGAGGACGUCGCGGCGGCGGCUGUUGGUACUGGUCGCCUGGGGAAUCGCAGCAACGAGGGGUACAUCAAGAGCGACAAGACGUGGCAGCGCAUGGAGAUGGACAUGGAUUCUCCCGCGAACGGCGAUGCAGGAGGGAGACAGCGGCGAUAGCAACUGAGGAGCGCGGUGGUUUGGCGUGAUUUUGUAUGUGAAAGGCAGGGCAUAGAUGCCCAAUGCUUUUGGGGACUCGUAGGGAAAGCGGUGGAAGAGACAUUUGUAUUGCAUCCGAUUCUCGUGCGCUCAUGGUGAAUGACCGCGUACAAAUGGUAGAAUCUAGCAGAC
Molecule: messenger RNA, 2829 nt
Organism: Tilletiaria anomala UBC 951
Lineage: Eukaryota; Fungi; Basidiomycota; Exobasidiomycetes; Georgefischeriales; Tilletiariaceae
Exons: 4
Coding region: 373-2658 (761 amino acids)
Molecular function (GO): histone deacetylase activity
Source: RefSeq, a predicted model, not a curated record